UGCACAACUGAAAAAAGGGAGGAGCGCAGUCAGAGCAAAACCACCUCCGUGCGUCAGUAUGCGCUUAUAGCAAGCAUGGCAGGCGACAGCGAGACAAGACUGGACAGUCAAGUCGAAAACGAGAAUGUUACACGGCAACCUUUCCUCAUCGGGGUAGCCGGAGGGACUGCCAGUGGCAAGAGUUCUGUCUGCGGUAAGAUCAUGGAGCUGCUUGGCCAGAACAAGAUUGACCAUCACCAGCGCCAGGUGGCUAUCCUCAGCCAAGACAGCUUCUACAGGGUCCUUACACCAGACCAGAAGGCCAAGGCACUGAAGGGACAGUUCAACUUCGACCACCCAGAUGCAUUUGACAACGAGCUCAUCGUGAAAACGUUGUGGGACAUCUUGGAGGGCAAAACAGUGCAAAUCCCAGUGUAUGACUUUGUCACCCAUUCCAGGUUAGUGGUCCGGACACACACACCACACACACACACACACCUCAUACACAUUGUCCUCUCCCCGGUGGGUGUGUGUAUCAGGAAGGAGGAGGUGGUGAUGGUGUACCCAGCAGACGUGGUGCUGUUCGAGGGCAUCUUGAUGUUCUACUCUCAGGAGAUCAGGGACCUGUUCCAGAUGAAGCUGUUUGUGGACACAGAUGCAGACACAAGGCUCUCACGCAGAGUGCUCAGAGACAUCGGCGAGCGAGGUAGGGAUCUGGAGCAGGUGCUAACGCAAUACAUCACCUUUGUUAAGCCUGCCUUUGAGGAGUUCUGUCUGCCAACCAAGAAGUGCGCUGACGUGAUCAUUCCCAGAGGAGCAGAUAAUCUUGGUGACUUUUUGACUUUGUUUCUCAAGAUGGCUACCUUAUUUGCCAUAAACCUUAUAGUUCAGCACAUCCAGGACAUUCUGAACGGUGGUCUGACCAAACGCCUGAACAGCAGCCUUAACGGUUACGGUACUCCCCGUAAACGGCAGGUGUCUGAGUCCAGCAGUCGGCCCCACUGACCGCACCGUCCCUCUCUCAGCGCCAGGGAGCGAGGGAUCAAUGGUAGAGGAGAGGAGGGCUCACCUGUACAUACCUACCUACUGCCUGUCCGCAACACUGUAUUUAAAAACGAGAAUGAUUUAUUUCUCUAGCAAGAAGCUGCAAGACCUUCAUUUGAUAUAGUUUUUUUUGUACUGGAGGAUGACAUUUUUUAAAAGGGAGGAAGAGGAUUAGCUGUUUGUUUUGGAACUGUUUCAGGUCAAAGGUGCAGCAGUUAUUUUAUUUAUCUAUUUUUAUUUGAACUUCUGGGUUAAAUUUGAGUUUACAGAUGUGAAUAAAUAAGGAGGAAGAUGGUUCAUCUGGGUUGAGCUUGAGCCGUUGGUGUGCGUUCAGUGGUCAGUGCAUUUUUGAUUUGUCAUGUCUGUCUUUACUGUUGUUGUAUUGGAAUGGAAGGGAGGAUGCGUGACAGAUUUGAUAUGUUACAGAGAGAACUAUCUCUCUCACACACACACACAUACACACACACACCAUUAUUUUGGAAACUAUCCAAGAACCAAGAUGCAAAACUAAAUACAGGUCAGGUGCCUGCCAUACCUAGUACUGAGCCUGCUCUAUGUAUAGAUAGAGAUCUUAUCACUUGUCAAGGUACUGUAGUCCCUCGAUACACAUUCUGACGCACCAUAGAGAUACUCCGUAUGAGGUGAAGUGUUAGUAACUGCUAUUUGCUACAAGCAUGCUCUUAUUGAGUUAGUGAAAGGGAACAUAUUCUCAGGCCCUACACAGAUUAUCUGCCUUUGCUGACCAAUCCAGUGGGUCAAUGCAACUUUGUUGUCUCAAUCUAAAAAAAAUACUGAACUACUUGACUUUACAAAUGAAAAUGGUGUUCUUAGAGUUUGUACAUAAUGUAUUUAGUAUUAUUUACUCUAUUGAUGUUGCUCUUUUUCAGUCAUUUGAGUUUCACAGUAUUUGCUUGUUACCAUUCAUCUUGAACAAACAACCUGAAUUUGAGAACAUCAAAACUGAGACUGUCUUUUUCGUCAAUCAAUCUUUACCUCGGCCAGUUUUGUGUAUGGGGACUGACAACCCCACCAAAAAAUGAAGUGUUUUGUACUUGUGCCCAUGGCCCUUCUUUUAAAGCCCUAGACAGGGGAGUUUGUGAAGCCCCCAUGUCUAUUGAAUUCUUUGUGGUUCCAUCUCAACUUUUUUUCAUUAAUAAAAGCUAAUGCUCUUGAAGGAUGA
Salmo salar (Atlantic salmon) is the source of this 2203-nucleotide messenger RNA. RefSeq names its product uridine-cytidine kinase 2-A. The record is from RefSeq and is a predicted model, not a curated record. Gene Ontology annotation, molecular function: ATP binding; kinase activity. Lineage: Eukaryota; Metazoa; Chordata; Actinopteri; Salmoniformes; Salmonidae.